Myotis lucifugus (little brown bat) is the source of this 921-nucleotide messenger RNA. It is a transcript of the gene JTB, whose product is annotated as jumping translocation breakpoint. The record is from RefSeq and is a predicted model, not a curated record. The transcript is spliced from 5 exons. Bases 308 to 748 code for a protein of 146 amino acids. Gene Ontology annotation, cellular component: spindle; cytoplasm; centrosome. Gene Ontology annotation, biological process: mitotic cytokinesis. NCBI's taxonomy places the organism in Eukaryota, Metazoa, Chordata, Mammalia, Chiroptera, Vespertilionidae.
CAGCGGACCGCCCGUGGUCUGGCCCGCGCCCAGGAGCCUUCGCAGGGCAAGAUGGCCGCGCCGGGAGCCGAAGGCGAGGCGAGGGGCGGCUAGGGCCGUACCGCCCUGCGCAUUGGACGUACUGGCUCUUCUUGUCCGGGCCAUGGGCACCGCCCAGUAGAGCCUUUGACCUGAGGCAGCCCCAGCAUUUCGCAGUUCUGACCUGGAACUUCCCGGAGCGCUGCAGGGUCGGCGCCUCGGCGCUCUGACGGCGGCGCGAGCCCAGGGAAGCAGCCUCCUCGGUCCCGGCGGCGACCCGGAGCGCUCCAUGCCUGCGGGGGCGGGGAGGCGUGGCCUCCCCCCGGGCCGCCGCCUCUACUGGCUGCUCUGCGCGUUCACCUUAAAGCUCUGCCAAGCGGAGGCCCCGGUGCGGGAGGAGAAGCUGUCAGUGAGCACCUCGGGCUUGCCGUGCUGGAUGGUGGAGGAGUUCGUGGUGGCAGAAGAGUGUACUCCGUGUUCUACUUUCCAGGCUAAAACCACCCCUGAAUGUGGCUCCACAGGGUAUGUGGAGAAAAUCACAUGCAGCUUAUCUAAGAGGAAUGGGUUCAAAAGCUGUCGCUCGGCGCUGAUGGAACAACACUUAUUCUGGAAAUUUGAAGGGACUGUCAUCGGUGUAGCCUUGGUCUUCGCUUGCCUUGUCAUCAUUCGUCAGCGACAACUGGACAGAAGGGCCCUGGAAAAGGUCCGGAAGCAAAUCGAAUCCAUAUAGCUACCUUCUACCCUUGUAUAUGGGUCUUAAAGACCCUGCCUCCGACAGAGAAAAUAGAAUGGACUUAUUUGUGCCCCUAGUAUUUUGGGGAGUGGGAGGAACAAACAAACAAAACCCCUUCCAUCUUCCUCGUCUAGAUCAUCAAUGAGCAGAAUAAAAAGAGUAAAAUAGUU